Molecule: messenger RNA, 4214 nt
Organism: Haliotis rufescens (red abalone)
Lineage: Eukaryota; Metazoa; Mollusca; Gastropoda; Lepetellida; Haliotidae
Product: estradiol 17-beta-dehydrogenase 2-like
Exons: 6
Coding region: 400-1653 (417 amino acids)
Molecular function (GO): oxidoreductase activity
Source: RefSeq, a predicted model, not a curated record
CACUUCUAACCCUGCAUACAUAUGUGUUGCACUGAGGCGGGCAGCAACUCCUACACUCAGUGACUCUACCAGGCCUAUAAGUACGGGGUCCACCAACUGCCAGCUCAUUACCUACCUGAAGUACGUCCAGUGAGGCUGGACAGUGCAGCUCCCAGAGAAGACUUCCACACAGUUGCCACGGACACCCAACUGCCCUUCCUUGCAUUCGAGCAAUCAUCAAGACCAGAUUGACACCUGGACAUCCUCAUCAAUACUGAAGACAUAACACUGCUCAAGGGCUGUCAUCGAAGAAUUACACAAUUUUCAUCAUUUGUCUGCUGAAGAAAUUGCAAAAACUCAAGCCCGACUACCGUCACUGAAACUUUCAUAUUCUACCAUCUCUCUUGCCCAGUGGUCAAGAUGCUAUCUCUCUGGCUGACCGAGGUGUUUCCCCUGGUGGCAAGUUCCAACACCCACGUCAGGAUGGACGCCGACACCCAGACUUACCAUUUGACGGCGCCGCCGCCGACUCUCAUGCCAACCUCCACCUACACCCUGCUGUCCGUGUUCCUCUGCUUGGCACUGACAAUGGGCUAUCUGGUAUUUGUCGGAAUGGCAAUUUUGUACGGUCGGGUACGACCAACUUCAGGACUCUGUCUGCAGUUGUUGCUGCUGACGAUAUUCUCGCCGAUACUGUCGACGGUGUUGCCGAGCAUGUUGCUGAGCGUGACGUUCCUUGGCAUCGUCACCUACUACAUGUACCAGAACCUACCACCAGCGUACCUCGGGGUCCAUGGAAAGGCAGUCCUCAUCACGGGCUGUGACCAGGGCAUUGGACACGAGCUGGCCAAGAAGCUGGACAGCAUGGGUCUGCACGUGUUUGCAGGCUGCCUGUUCAAGGACGGCCCCGGGGAGACCCUUCUGAAGGAGACGUGCUCCGACCGUCUCAAGACCUUGCAGCUCGAUGUGCGAGACAUGGUGCAGGUUGAGAAGGCGGCCAUCUUUGUGGACGAGAACCUGGGCGACAAUGAACUAUGGGGCAUCGUCAACAACGCUGGCAUCUGCUACAUCGGCAACGUAGAGAUGAUGAUGAUGGAGGACAUGCAGAAGAUCAUGGCAGUCAACUACUUCGGCCCUGUCAACGUCUGCAAGGCCUUCCUCCCCCUCCUCCGCCGCAGCCGCGGACGUCUCGUCAACAUCGCCAGCAACGCAGGUUUGGCGCCAAUCCCCCUGAUGGGUGUCUACUGCGCCUCCAAGGCGGCGCUGGCCAGCAUGACGGAGGUGUGGCGCUAUGAGCUGCAAGCCUGGGGCAUCAAUGUGUCCAUGAUCAUCCCCAGCGGGUACAAGACAGGUAUCCUUGGUUACGACAAAGACAAGACUGCUGAACGCUGGUGGAACGCUGCCAGUGACGCCGUCAGGAACGACUACGGCAAAGACUGCUUCCACAUCAAGUUCAGAAACGCAGACAACAUUCUCAGCAGCGACCUGUCGCCCAUCAUCCAGUCCAUCGUGGACGCCCUCCUCUCAACCAAACCCAAAACAUUUUACUACAAAGGCCUCAUGUCUCGAUCUCUGCCCUUCCUGUAUCUCCAUCUGCCUGUCUGCAUCAGCGACCCCAUCAUGAAGGUCAUCGGAAACUGGUACGAAUUUUCACCGAAAGCUUUAAAGAAGUGAAGACCCCUUUCAGUGCUGUCAAAGGGUCCAAGCAAGCCUCUCCAAAGAUGUGCUUCUUAGCGCACAAUACGCCUUCCAUUGAAAACCAGAAGGGGAGAUCACUCUGAAGUCUGCACUGAGGCAGACAUGAUGUGCCAAAUGUAGACCUGUGUUCGAAAUUAAGGAAGUCCUGGUUCUGAGGGUUCCUGCUAUAGUAUUUAAAUCUAAUAAUUCAGUUAACUGUGAAUUACGAACAAUGGAGCCUCUAAUAUUAAAAAGGAGCCUUGACCUUUGUUCUUGAUUUCGAACACUGUAGAUGACAGUCGUAAUGGUAAUUUAGCAUUAACAGUGAUGAGCGAAUCUGUUUUGAAGCUGGUUUUUAAAACAAUUUGACAUACACGCCAUGGUUGUGAAUAAGUUAAUAUUAAGCACAUAUUGGUAGAUGCGACAUGUUGUUUGGUAGAUGUACACAUGUAUACUGCAAGAAUGGCAGCUUUGAUAUUCUGAAGUAAUCCCAGAGAUGUACAUAAACUUUGUAGAAAUGGAUCUACCAUCAAUAGUGGGGAUUCCAGUCAAGCUCAAUCAUUUAUCAAUAUACUCAACUUGCAAUAUGCUGACAUAUAUUGACCCAGUGAUACAGGCAUGAUAUAAAUAAUGUACAUUUCAUUCAUGUUGUCUUGGGGCUCAGUUUAAUAACAACAGGAAUAACCAUUUGACAGGAGCUCCGACACUUCCACAGUUGUAAUAACCAUGGGUUGUUGACCUAGCAGAAACAUCAUCCAGGAAUAAUAUUACCUAUAAAGAAAUUGAUGCAGGUGAAAUUAUUUAAACUGUGGGAAAUUAAAAAAACUCUUUGCAUUAUUAUUGAGAAAUUCAACUUUUUCAUCUAAUCAAAACAUAUUUUAUUUGGCAUGUCAAUUUAUUUUGUUUCGUGAAUGAGCCUUCUCUAAAUUCAAAACCCCCCCAAAAUAUUGUUAGACAAAUAUUCUUGUUCUAAUUUUUGCUUAAACAAUUUUUUAAUCUGAUUAAGGAAUAUUACCUCAAACUAUUCCGGAUGCCAUAUUUUGAAUUUUUCCAUGUCACUCUUGACAUACUGACCAAUAAAAUCUGUAAAACUAGAACUUAAAUUAACCUGGACUGGACAGUGUUUCCGUGUACACUUCUGUCUUGGCAACAUUAGGCCUCAGGAGUUACUUCCCUUUAUUUGCUUUCGACCCAAGCAGGCAACAUGGAGACUGUAGAUCUAUACAAUGAUUGGUGCAUUAACUUUUCUGCUAUGCUUGAGAAUAUUUGUCAUCAGACAUUCAUUACACUAAAUAGUUCUCAGAAAAGCAAGAUAUACUUUUUCGAGGACUCAUGUCGCGGUCAAGUCGCUGACCUUUCUCUGUGAAAAAUGUCAGUUGAAUUAAAACAAGGGCACAAUCAAUACUGAAAAAGCCUGAAGUUUACAAAUGGUUGUUUUCGACUGAAAUAUUGUGACAUAAUAAUGAUAAUUGCCAUUGAUAUUUCUAAAACUUUGUAAAAUAUGUUCAUCAUCAUCAUCAUCAUCAUCAUCAUCAUCACCAUCAUCAUCAUCACCGACUGUACAUAUACCAUAAACCAGUGCUCAUUGUAUCAAAUACAUGCAAGGCCCAAAUUUUACAUAAUUUUUUGAUAACGGAUUCCGAUAGUGAAACAUUUGGUCGGUAGUCAAAAACUAAAAAACAUCCAUUUUAGCAUGUUUAGUAAAUAAAAAACCUUUAUUAUUAUUUUCCAAGUGAUCGUUACUGUCAGCAGUGUAAAAAACCUUGUCAACCUGAUUUUAUUUCUUUUCUGACUUUUCGAUAUUUGAGUCGGAUCCGUAGGCCUGACCAUGCUGUACAUAGUGUGCCGGUCUCAUUACGGGUAAACAAUGUUCUGAGAACCAAAAUAUGAUCGUUGUCUGUUAUAGCUGGAAUGUCAACUCAACAUUGACAUACGACAGAAUGUGAUAUGAUUCCCAACUUCCACUUAGCUGCCAAUAUACUCAUGCAAAGAAAAAAAGGAACAUCUGUCACAGGACAAGUGUGUGAUACAUUUUGUAUGUAGCGCAAAGAAAACCACAGAUUGUUUGGUAACGCAUUGGUACACAUGUGCAAAUAUUUCACUGUGACAGAUUUUGUUGAUAGGAAUAAGUUUUAUUGAACACAACAGUGAAUCUUUUACUUGUGUACCAGCAUAUGACAUCCUUCCAUCAGAGAUACGCAGAGUCAGUAUGUGCCUACUUGGAUCAAUUAAUCAGCUGUUAACGAGAAAUUAAGAAUGAUAAAAAGAAAAUUUCAAAUCUUAUUAAAAAUUAAUAAUGCCGGUAGUUUCACAUUUAUUUUUCCUGAAAUUCUUCAUCCAAGUUUGACAAAGUCUUUGGUUUAAAAAUCUAUGAUAAUGAUACAAUAAUAUUAUAUUUACAAAUUCAAGAUGGCUGCUCAAUAACGACCAUUGUGUUCAGUUGGUCUCAGUGUACUCGGUGCUAUCUGUGGAAGGAAGGAUGGGGGUAGCAGCAGCUGUGACAGGCUCAAAGGAAUUCAUGUCCAUCAGGAAAGAAAGAAUAAAUGAAUAAAGAAAAA